GAGAAAGGAGGUAAGAGGGAGAAAGAAUGCCCAUGUGUGCAUGAGUGAGAGAAGAAGAAGAGGAGGGGCAAGAGCGAGAGAAGAGGCGUGCGCAGUCCUCACUCGUCCAUCCUUCUAUGUUGCGUAGCGAGGUGUGCGCUGUUCUAACAAUCAGUUCCUUCUCUUAUCCCCGGUGCCAGCACAUGGAGAAGAUGGGCACCUGCAUUUCCUGGAUGAUUCAACAUCUCUCGGUACCUACUACUAGAGCAUGAUAAGGAGGCUCCCCUGUUGGCUGAGCUCCAGCACAACCACUGCACCCCUUUUCUGUCCUCAGGUGCUCGCUGUCCUCCUGUUCGAGCUUACUAAGCCACGCUGCACUAGAGACCCGAGAGAGGGAUCCACCCCAGGCUGCCCAGUGCGUCUGCCUCCUGAGACCACCAAUAUUUAUAGACUGUGUGUUGUUCGCGUUUUAACACAAGUUACCAAGUGAGAGGAUGCCAUGAGAGUGAAGCCAGGAAAGAAAGGAGUCCUUGCUGCAACGGAAGUCGGAGCCACUUCCCGGAUGCUAACAAGGUUAUUCUGUUGCCACUGAAGACUGUCUCUGCUCUCUCAUUCCCUUCCCCCUCCUGCAUGAUCCGAUAAUGGACAACACACUUUAUGAGCCACGAUGUGCGAUGCUGAAAGCGCCAGCACUAAUCCUCAUGUGUAAGACUCUAAGCUAGGAGACGGUUUUUUGGGGAGUGACCUUUAAAUGAGACGAGGAGAACAACGGGGCAAGAAGGAAAAAAGAGAAUAACUAAUAGUGAUGGAGGCUGCUGGAGUGGAGGAUUCCUCUGACAGACUCGGUGCACCUGAGAACUCCACGUCUGCUGUGGAUCCUUCCUCCGAAGACCUUUCUGAAGCAUGUCCCGAAGAGGCUCUUGAAGAAGUUAAGCUGGAGGAAGAGAAGCUUGAAGAGGAAGAAGAGGUAGUAGUUGAUGAGAAUAGAGAGAACCAAGGGCUGCUGGGAUGCCUAGGGUUGACAGCUGCUUCCUGCUGUGUCUGUAUGGAGCUGGAACAAGUGCGUAACUGUGUGCGUUCAGAGAAGAUCUGCAUCCUGCCCAUCUUGGCAUGUUUGCUGAGCUUAGCACUUUGCACUGCUGGCCUAAAGUGGGUCUUUGUGGACAAAAUCUUUGAGUAUGAACCCCCAACUCACCUGGAUCCCAAACCUAUUGGUCAGGACCCUAUCAUUAUUGAUGCAGAUCCCACAAUGGGACUACCUGUGUCAUUUUCACGCCCCACCUCAUCUCAAGCCCCUGUCCCAGCCGCCACUACUAAAAUCCCUGCACACCCUGAGGUGUUUGUAGAGGAUGAUUCUACAGCAGCUCCUCUUGCACCUGCCUCGCCCAAGGUGACCCGCUCUAUGCCCACCUCGAAAGUGACUACCCGCUUAAACCCGGCCUCUCAGCCAACCCCCAGAACUACAUCAGAACCUGGCAGGAACAACACACCAAGUCAACGUGAAUCUAACAACAUAGUUACUAAAACAUCGCCCAUCAGCACCACAGCGUCAGCCAAGACGUCUAGUCAUAUGAUGCGUUGCAAAGAAGAAGACAGGAGCUACUGCGUGAACGGGGGCGAGUGCUUAACCGUGAACGUCACACCCAACAGCACCAAACACCUCUGCAGGUGCCUUCCAGGAUUCACAGGGAUCCGCUGUGAAAUCACAGAACCUGUCAGAGUCUCGAACCAAGAACAACAUCAUGGGAUUGAAUUUAUGGAAGCUGAGGAGCUGUAUCAGAAACGCAUAUUAACAAUAACAGGCAUCUGCAUUGCUCUCCUAGUUGUUGGCAUCAUGUGUGUGGUGGCAUACUGCAAAACAAAGAAACAGAGGCAAAAGCUGCAUGAUCGCUUGAGGCAGAGUUUACGAAAGCGUAAUGCCAUGGCUGACAUAGGCAAUGGCUCACAGUAUCCCCAAAACCUCCACCAACCACCGCAAAGCCUGCAGCUUGUUAAUCAGUAUGCAUCGAAAAACACCGUCCCUGCUGAGCAUGUGAUCGAGAAAGAAACGGAAACUUCAUUUACCCUGAGCCAGUACACAUCACCGACUCAGCCUUCCACUGCCGUCACGGCUAGCCUCAACCAAUGUUGUAAUAAAAAGCCAGAGAACGUGGUGUCUGACACUCGUACGAUCUCUGGAGCACAAAACAGCCGGAAUGGCACUCCGAGCCACCGUGGGCGUCUAAAUGCCACCGGAGGAGCCCGAGAUGUCAACACCUAUGUCAAAAACCCCAGAGAAACAACAGAUUCCUACAAAGACUCUCCGUAUAGUGAGAGGUUUGUUUCGACCGUGACAACACCGACACGCCUCUCGCCUGUGAAGUUGCUUUCCCCAGCAACGCCCUCCUCUCCUCCCUCUGAAAUGUCAGUGCCUCUCCCCAGCCUGGCAACCUCUAUCCCUUCCAUGGCGAUGAGUCCGUUGGGUGAGGAGGAACGCCCUUUGCUGUUCCUCACGCCCCCGCGGCUCAGAGAGAAAUCAGAGUCCACCCGAGCCCAGCAGCUCCGCAACUCGGCCCACUACAACCACGGCCUGGAUGAGAUGAGCCCUCCACCCAGCCCGCUGCACAUCCAGGAGGACGAGCAGCAUGAGAGCAUGCAGGAGGACAACUCUGUACCCUGUGCCCAACCCACAACGGCUACUCAUAGCCCCACGGCCAUGCACAACUCUAAAAGAACAAAAGCCGGAUCUCAGAACAGUCAGGAUGAGCAGAGCAGAAGCAGCUCUGAAAGCAGCAGCUCAGAAAGCGAGGCAGAGGAAGAGCGCAUGGCCGAGGACACACCGUUCCUCAUACAGAACGCUGGGGUUGCAGGCAUCACUGUGCUGGGGCUGGAGCUGGUAGAUAGCAGCAGGACUAACACCGCACUGCGCCUCUCCCCACAAGACGAUCUACAGAGCAGACUAGCCAGUGUAAUGGCUAACCAAGAUCCGAUUGCUGUGUAAAAGUGAACAUACCAUAGGGAAAAAAAAAAGUAAAAAGGAUACUAAGAGUAAACACUAAACAUUUAUUUUCUAUAAAUUAAGUAUUUGAGGAAAAUUAAAAAAUAACUUUUAUUUUAGUUAUGUAGUGCAAAAAGUCUUUUAUAAAUUAAAUGUGUAUAUAAUGUGUUUGCUUCUUGAAAAAAAGUGCCAUUUGUUAUAUAUAUGUAUGUAUGUAUAUAUGGUCUCAGUAUUUCAAAGGCAGAAACAAUAUCAAUGGUGCCUUUAAUUUCAGCAUGGAGAACGAAAGGAAUCUGCGUUACGACACUGAGCUAUAUAUUCAUGACCUUGAGCCAGCAACCAGCACUGCUGCAAUCCACAAUCGGCAUUAUGAAGUCUACAGUAACAUUAAAAAAAAAAAAGAAAGAAAGAAAGCAGUAAAAAAAAAAAGAAAGAAAAACGAAUCUCAAACUGAAUUAAUAUUCUUUCUCAGCUGGUCACAAGGUUAUUAAAGCUCAGCACUAAAAAUCUGAGUUAGUAAUUGGGCAUGUGAAAGCUACGAGUCAAGCCAGUUGAAUUUGUCUAGUUUGCCUGUUACUGAAUGAAUAUAUGGCUCACUAUGUCAAUAAUUCAACACAUCCGUUGGCUUUACAGUAAUGCAUUGUGGGGAAGGUACAGCACCAGUUAUAACAGCUGGUCUACACAGUGUAAAUGCCAGAAAAAUGUACGCAUUCGCCCAUCCGUAAUCUUGUACGAUGUUCUAUUAUUUCCAAAGUGUCUGUUGUAUUUUCUUUUACAGAUGUGAUCACUUGUGUAACAGGUUCACUCGCUUAACUGUAUUUUGCAGCCGAAAAAAAUUAUCUCAGACAAAAAACACCACACAUCUGAGUGGCAAACGCAGACACUAACUUAUACUGAAUGGUGGAUAAAAUGCCUCUGAAUACUACUUCACUUUAUAAAUCUCUGUAUUGUACCUGUUUAGUGUGUCAGAAGCCAGAAAGUCUUAAAUAAUAUUUCUUCAAAUUAUUGCUUUUUUUUUUUUUUUCCCCCCCAUUUUAACAAAAAUACCCUAAAUCACUCCUUUCUGUUUGCUUCAGGAUUUUUUAUUUAUUUAUAUAUUUUUGAAAGAAUGCUCAACCAUUUCUGCAGGAUUUCAUACCAGUACCAUUUUUUUUGUUUGUUUGUUUUCUUCCUGAGAUCAAAAAAAAAAAGAAAAGAAAAGCCAUCACAAAAUCUGGCCCAUUUACAUUCUUCAUUUUAUGGUAUUUAUUUUGUCUGUUAUUUAUUUAUUUAUUUAUUUAUUACUUUGGCCUUCUAUAGUCAGUCAAAUAUAGUCUAUAUUUUAAUAGUGCUGAAAAUAUACGUUUAAAUAUAUAUAUAUAUAUAUAUAAAUAUAAAUAAUCAGUAUAUGUAAGACUGGACUCACUUUUUCACCAUUCCAUUAUAUUCCCACGUUUGUUUUUUGUUUUUUUUUUAAAGUUGGAGGCCUAGUGUAAAAUUGCAAUAUGAAUAAAUUUACAGCUGAUUAUAUUCUCAUUGUACGGCUAUAUCAUCUUAAAACAUUAAACCACAGAGAGCCUCUUGAAAAUACCCCAUGAUGCAUUGCUUUCAAACCAAGGAGUGUCUGUCAGAUGCGCCUGUCUGUAAAUACGCCUCCAACAGCUUGGGUUCUUUCGUUUACGCAAGACAAUUACAGCAAGGUUUGUGUUUUUGACCCACUUCCUUAACAAUUUCUAUCUCAACACUGAUAUUUUGUGACUUGACUGUAGCUAAUUAUACACAAAAUCUUUAUUGUUUUAUUUUUUAUCAUCAUUAUUAUUAUUAUUAUUAUUUGCAAAGGACAGACUGUAUGUUAAUUUUUUUUCUUUUUCAUAUAAAUGACAUGUAAAAUGAUAUGUUAAUUCUUACUGGGUCUCUGUGUCAGCGUGGUCGGUUAUGACUGCGCUGUGCAAACACCAUUACAACUGCAAGAGAAACACAAAAUAAACCAUAGUCAAGAUAACUGCAUGAACACACAAAAAGACAAUUGCAGGCAUGUAUUGCACUAAAUGUGCAUGAUCACCGAUGUCAGUCGAAGCCAUUGCAGUAGUCACAGACUUGCAGGUCUCACUACUCUUCUACGUUUCAUUAAAGAACUCUCCAUGUU
Hemibagrus wyckioides is the source of this 5081-nucleotide messenger RNA. RefSeq names its product neuregulin 1 (gene nrg1). The transcript is spliced from 9 exons. Gene Ontology annotation, molecular function: protein tyrosine kinase activator activity; chemorepellent activity. The record is from RefSeq and is a predicted model, not a curated record. Lineage: Eukaryota; Metazoa; Chordata; Actinopteri; Siluriformes; Bagridae. Bases 785 to 2959 code for a protein of 724 amino acids. Gene Ontology annotation, biological process: intracellular signal transduction; nervous system development; activation of transmembrane receptor protein tyrosine kinase activity.